AUGGCUGCUACCAGUGUUGUAGUUUUAGAUAGAGGAAAUAAUACCACUUGCACUAUCAACUUACAUGGUGCCACUGUGGUUUCCUGGCGAGUGAAUAAUCAGGAACAAUUGUUUGUGAGCAAACAAGCUGUUUUUGACGGUAAAAAGGCCAUAAGAGGUGGAAUACCUUUUGUUUUUCCACAAUUUGGACCAUGGACUUUUGGUCCACAACACGGUUUUGCCAGAAUUGUGCGAUGGAACUUAGAAAAGGCACCUGAAAGAUUAGCAAGCGGUGAUGUGGAAGCAAUAUUUUCCAUGAUGGACACAGAUUUUACCUGUUCCAUGUGGAAUUACCAGUUUCGACUGACUUAUAGACUGAUUCUUCGUGAAAAAGAACUGCAUUUUAAUAUAGCCGUAUACAACCCAAGCAAGGAGCUUACGUUCAGCUUUAACAUGCUUUUGCACACAUACUUUAAGGUGCCUGAUGUCCGUCGUUGUCAAAUUACUGGGCUGCAGGGCUGCACUUUCAUAGAUAAGACAAGAGACGGAACUGUCUACCAGGAGACCAGAGACGUCGUGACAAUAGGAGAAUGGACAGACAGGAUCUAUCAAAACACGCCUCAGGAACACAUAAUAACAAAUGUGGUGUCGGGUAGAAAGAUGCGUAUCCAGAAAUACAAUUUCCCCGACACUGUUAUCUGGAAUCCCUGGAUCGAGCAAGCUAAGGAAAUGUCGGAUUUUGGAGACGACGAGUAUCCUAACAUGGUAUGUGUUGAGGCGGGGCACGUUUCAAGCCCAGUGAUUCUGGUGCCUGGUACCGCUUUCGAGGCUAGCCAGAUAUUGCAGGUCAUGUGAAGAGUGUUAACAAUAUUUAACGCCCGUCCGCAAACUGCAAUUGGUUUAAAUCUUGUAUUGAUACGAGUGAUAUUAUGUGUUGGUAAUUAAUUCCAGAGCAAUGCAUUUUGGUUUGUUUAGUGGGUUAGUUGGUAGUACUAGAGAUUGUAUGAAUUAAGUUAGAAUACAUUUAAAUGCUUCCUUUUUAUACAUCAUGGCGUAUGUAGAGACUGUACCGUUAACGUUAGCAACACAAAAUAUAACUGAAAUGUAUUUAUGCAAGAUACAUGUUUUUAUAAAAAAAAGCAAUAGUUUAGAAUAAUCACUCUACUAUAAGGAAUGUGUUGUGGUUGAUCCACCGUUCUACAUUCCCCGAGAAAUCUAGCCUUAUGUCGUAUACGACUGGUAGUACUAUGAUAAGUCCUAUGUUCUCAUCGUGCAAUAGUAAAUGAUGUUUUCAUGAAGUUAUACUUUUGAUAGCUAACUUAUUGUUAGGGCCGCUUUAAACUUUAAAUAAAUUAUUAUCAUAUA
Molecule: messenger RNA, 1344 nt
Organism: Anoplophora glabripennis (Asian longhorned beetle)
Lineage: Eukaryota; Metazoa; Arthropoda; Insecta; Coleoptera; Cerambycidae
Product: glucose-6-phosphate 1-epimerase
Exons: 6
Coding region: 1-834 (277 amino acids)
Biological process (GO): carbohydrate metabolic process
Molecular function (GO): isomerase activity; carbohydrate binding
Source: RefSeq, a predicted model, not a curated record